GUGGGGUGGCCGUUGGGCCUCGAGCUCUCAAUUCAAACAGGCUGCGGGUUCGGUUCCAGUAACUUCAACUCCAAGGAGCAAGCUCAGUCUCAUGGUGUAACUCAAAUAAUAAAAAGCUGACAAUGGAGUCACACGUCCAGAGUGUUUUUUUCUGUAUAAAAUUCUUAAUGGUUGGGAUCAAUGCCGUCAUAACUGUUGCUGGUUUUGUGCUUCUUGGAUUCGGUGUCUGGGUAAAGAUUCAUGGUGAUUCCAUCCUACAGAUCCUGGGAUCGCGGGCUGGGCAUUUCCUGAAUGUCGGCUAUUUCUGUAUUGCUGCAGGGUGCUGCCUUGCAUUGCUAGGGUUCAUUGGCUGUUGUGGUGUUAUCAAAGAGAGCAAGUUACUUUUGAUGCUGGUUGCAACUGUAUUUGAAGAAGAAGCACUUUACUUGUUAAAAAACAACUACACUGGAUAUGGUGACAAAAAUUUUGCAAGUUAUGGAUGGGAUUCUGUUAUGGCAGCUUUUCAUUGCUGUGGGUUAAAUAAUUACACAGAUUUUAUAGAAUCAUCCUAUCAAAAACUAAAAGGACGUCUAUAUCCUAAGAGCUGUUGUCGAGACCCUGUUUCUCCUGACUGUGAUGGCUUCGACACAUCAGAUACAAUUAUCUAUUCAAAGGGCUGUUUUACUGCCGUAACCGCAAUGAUCAAAAGGAACAGUGCUGUUAUUGGUGGCGUUGCUGUUGGGAUUGCUAUGAUAGAGGUGUUAGCAAUGGCCAUUUCACUGACAUUAUUCAUCAACCUUUUCCGGAUCGUAUAGUUUGGACUCAGAUAUCUUGUGUUUCUAUUGGGCUCUGUUUGAUCUAUUAAGUAUGUAUUGUAAAUAAAGGAUUGAAAAAAUGGAUGAAUAGGAACAGUUGCACGAAAAUAUCCUGAAAGGAUCCCAAUGCUAUCAUAAUCCACUCAAGCAUCAGGCUAAUUGUUUACUAGGAAUUCAACACUGUCAUAAUCCACUCCAGCAGCAGACUAAUUGUUUAAUGCAACCCAUUUUCAUUGUAACUCAAUCUCUGCCACCCAUUCUUUUAUUUUUUAUAUGUAAAUACUUUCCUUUGUGUCAUUAAUGUGUUAUUCAUGAUCUCAUUGAGGAAGUAAUUUGUGGCAUCAUUACUGUGUGAUUAGGAGAAUUCACUCUGUGGUGGCUUUAUUGGAAGCAACACUGUUUCAUCGUGUAGAUUUAUUUAUCUACAUGCCUUGCCACAUGUUCUUCAUUGGCCACAUCCAUUAGCUAGGGAUCGUCAUAAUUUAUCGGAGUAUUUCAGUGUGAUGAUCCAGACUGCAGCCUGCUUUUUUUUUCGUACAAAGUGCCCUCUGCUAAAUAGUUGGCAGCUAUGAACUAAAUUAAAAUAAUUCUUAGGUGCUGUUUUUGCCCACAGGCUGCGUCAAUGUAGAAAUCAUAAUUACUCAGUUGAAACAACUGUAAUAUUCUCAGUGAGCAUACACAUAAGCAGAAUGCUGUAAAUGGAUGGUGCAGUUAGUUUUUAGUGGUUCUUUCCAACCACACUUCUCUCAG
Molecule: messenger RNA, 1544 nt
Organism: Rhincodon typus (whale shark)
Lineage: Eukaryota; Metazoa; Chordata; Chondrichthyes; Orectolobiformes; Rhincodontidae
Product: tetraspanin-16-like
Exons: 7
Coding region: 123-794 (223 amino acids)
Cellular component (GO): membrane
Source: RefSeq, a predicted model, not a curated record